Callorhinus ursinus (northern fur seal) is the source of this 689-nucleotide messenger RNA. Lineage: Eukaryota; Metazoa; Chordata; Mammalia; Carnivora; Otariidae. The record is from RefSeq and is a predicted model, not a curated record.
AGAUGUUAAUGUUAAAUCAGCCCUUCUCUAUUUUGGGGACGUUGUUUCUGCACAUAAUUAGCAGCAUUUUAUAGGUUUCAAAAGGCUCUCACAUGAAUAUCUCAUUAAGAACUCCCUACCACUGUGACAUAUGGGCAGGAAUCAUUCGUUUUUUUUUCUCUUUGUUUAAUGGAUAAAAAUUUAUCUUCAGAGAGGUUAAUUUACUCAAUGUCACACAGGUGGACUGAAACGCAAAAUUUUACCCUCCACAUCCCACGUUCUUGCCGCUGCAUACAUGGAUCAUCCAGUCUGGGACCUCGUUGUCAGCUAUGUCAAGGACACUCUGUUAGCACCCUGGAUUCCUUCAUGCAUCAUCCUUCCCUCCACAGACCAUGCCAGAUGCGAACACUGAAUUGGCUACAACACAUGCAUUGCAGGAUGUUGAGGACCACUUCUCCUAUGGUCCUAAUGCUUUACUUGGUAAAAUGUCUUUCUUCUUGACAUGGAUCAAAGCUAUUUUUAUCAUUGCCUUGGCAUUUCCUCAUUAUUCUGAAACUUCUUUUGAACCUUUACCAGAAAUUCGUCAAGUGCCAAGCUGUGAUGUGUAUAUACAUCAAUCACAUUUUUGCACAAGAGAAAAGGAUCCAGUCUGUGCAACCAAUGGCCAAACUUAUUCCAAUACAUGUGUUUUCUGCAGUGAACAAUUGUAA